ACGGCGCCAGGUCACGAGUGCGUGAACCGCUAAUGCCAGUUGGCGACGCUCGCCGACAGCAGACCCGGUCGCUUGCUUGCACCACUUUACUCACACAGGCAAGAUGAAAGCCACUGUCUUCGUUCUCGGGCUUCUGUUCGCUGUGCAUGGGACUCUUUCGUCGCGAAUCCUCUUCAUACAAACUUCGCCGUCAAUAAGUCACGCCUUCCCAAUAAAUAAGAUAAUAGAGUCUCUGCUGCGCAGGGGCCACCACGUCACCCACAUAUCUGCUGAUCUUCUCGAGACAAAUCAUGCAAACUACUCGACCGUCAGCACGCGCGAGUCUUACAAGUUCGUUGAGGACUUCAACAUAUCCACGAUGGCGGACACGUGGCCGAUGCUGCUGGCCGAAGCUUAUCACGAGGAGGGCAUCACCAUGUGUCAUCUCCAGUUCAACCUCCCGCAGAUGAAGGAGUGGCUCAAGAAGGAUGAGAAGUUCGACUUGGUGGUGACAGAGCGGCUGCCGUUCCAGUGCUACUACGGGCUGGUGCACAGAGCAGGCCGUCCACCACUAGUGGGGAUCGUUACGCUGCCUGCCAUGAUGCCCAGCCACUACACCAUCGGCAACCCCACCAACCCCGCCUACCUGCCGGACGUGUUUGUCGGGCUGCCUGACUGCAUGACAUUCUGGCAGCGCCUCUACAAUACGUACCACUACCUGCGCUUCAUGCACUACUGGUUCUACACUGUCCUGCCAGAGCACGAGGCCGUCAUGCGGCAGUACUUCGGGCCCGAGCCGUCAUCUGUUUUUGAAACAGAACGCAAUUUCAGCCUGCUUAUCGUCACAGCCCACUUUAGCAGCCACUACCCCAGGCCAAACCUGCCCAACGUCAUCGAGCUCACGGGACUGCACGUCGAGACUGACACUAAGCCACUACCGCAGGAUCUACAAGAGUUUCUGGAUGGUGCGAAGCAUGGUGCUAUCUACUUCAGCCUGGGUACCAAUGUCAGGAGCAGCACAUUGCCUCCGCACACAGUGCAGGCCUUCCUGGAGGCCUUCCGUGAGCUGCCACAGCGCAUUGUUUGGAAAUGGGAGAAUGGAAGCCUUCCCUGGAAACCAGAUAAUGUGCUUGUAGGAAAAUGGUUUCCCCAGCAGGACAUUUUAGCACACCCAAAUGUGAAGCUGUACAUAAUGCAAGGUGGACUGCAGAGCAUAAACGAGGCUGCAUACCGAGCCAUCCCACUCAUCGCCAUCCCCUUCUUCUCAGACCAGACACACAACGCUGAGAAGAUAGACUUUUCUGGUAUAGGCCUCCGGCUCUGCCUCAAGGACAUCACCAAAGAAUCUGUGUUGCGGUCUGUCCAAACUGUACUGGGCAACCCUAAGUACCAUGAGAACAUGAAGCAGUACUCCAUUCUAUUCCGUGAACAUCGACAACAUUCUGUGGAAACAGCUGUCUGGUGGCUAGAGUACGUUAUACGGCACAAUGGAGCUCCACACCUUCGCAGUGCCGCUGUUGACUUGUACUGGUGGCAACUGCUACUGUUUGAUGUAAUUGGCUUUUUGUUGCUUGUUGUAGGAUUUGCAGUAGCAGUUGUUUAUUUUGGAACACGAAAAUUGAUCAAGGCAUUGACAAGUAAAAAACAUGUAAAAACAAAGAAACAAUAAUUUGUUUCCAGUUAUGAUGUGACCUUCACUGGAAGCAUUGCAUUUCCAUGCACAUUGGUGUUGAGCUACGUCUGUGUGGAUUAUUUAAGGCUGAGCUUCAUGCUGAAUGGUUUCACAAAUGACAUUUUGUGAGUGAAAACAAAUCCAUGUGACAGAACAUUGUAUUCUGUCUACAAAUAUGUGCACUGAUAAGUUAUAGAUUCAUCUAUUAAAAAUAACGUUCUCAUUCAUCAAAUAGAUUUUUCAGAUGAUCUCUAGCACAUUUUUAUUUUUUCCAUCAAUAAUCAGUAAUACUCUUCACAUCUCCAAUGUUUCAUAUGUGUGUUGUCAUAAUCUGCUUGUGGUAAAUCUGACCCCGUUGUAGGUAAAACUGUUUAAUAUGCAUAACCUCCAUUAUUUAAAUUUGCUGCUUGUUAUGCAGUGUCUUUGUUACUCAUUUGUAUAGUUCAUAACGGAGACAGUCAGGACAUAUAUAUACAUCGUUCAACAUUUGUAUUGUCAUCUUUGGCAUAUUUGUUGUUCCUGUGAUACUGUAAUAGUUUCCAUUUUGACUUGGGAUGUAGCUAGACAAUGUUCUGUAUACCUCUUGUUGUAGGUGAAAAUGAAAUCCAUUGACCACUGCAGUGCACUUCUGACAACAAAUGAAAAGUUAUUGAGCUAACAUAGGAGGGACCAGGUGUGACUUAAGUUUGAUGUGGGACUGGGGCCAAUAAAGAUAUGUUUUUCCAACAUAA
Molecule: messenger RNA, 2382 nt
Organism: Schistocerca americana (American grasshopper)
Lineage: Eukaryota; Metazoa; Arthropoda; Insecta; Orthoptera; Acrididae
Product: UDP-glucosyltransferase 2-like
Exons: 7
Coding region: 104-1648 (514 amino acids)
Molecular function (GO): UDP-glycosyltransferase activity
Source: RefSeq, a predicted model, not a curated record